AUGCCAAACAUCAAUUUACUUUUUCGUAAGGAUUAUUAUUAUAAUCAUGCUAGAAAUUUAUCACUAUCUUGGGAAAGUAGAUUGCAGAUUGCCAAUGAGAUCGCUUCAGCAAUUCUUUAUCUCCAUAGUGAAUUUACUACGCCCAUUAUUUACAUAGACCUGCACUUACAAAAGGUGUUAAUAGAUCAGAGCAGUGGAGUUGCCAAACUAUUUGACUUUUCAUUGUCCAUAUCAUUGCCUCCAGGAGAGUUGGAAGUAGAAGCUCAAGUUGUGCCUGGAACAUGUGGUUAUUUGGAUCCAGAAUAUGCCCGCUUGGGUAUUGUUACUCAAAAAACUGACGUCUUCGGUUUUGGAGUUAUUCUCUUUCAGCUAUUGACUGGAAAAAGAAUGUAUAUUGUUAAUGACGAGAUGAGAGAUCUGUGCAAUGCGUCCAAUAUUGAAGAGUGUAGUAUAAUGGAUAUAGUGGAUCCUGCAAUUUUGGAAGAGAAUGGAAUUGAGAUUCGACAACAAUUGGAGGACUACUUGGAUCUUGCUAAAAGAUGCACACUAUCAAAUGGAGAAGAUAGACCAUACAUGAUUCAUGUUGCAAAGGAAAUACGUCGAAUUGAGAAGUGUUUUCGUGCCCUCACUCAAGGUCUGAAUUAG
This is a messenger RNA of Nicotiana tabacum (common tobacco), 645 nucleotides long. Lineage: Eukaryota; Viridiplantae; Streptophyta; Magnoliopsida; Solanales; Solanaceae. The record is from RefSeq and is a predicted model, not a curated record.